AUGAACGGGUACGCGAGAUGCACGGUCCCGCCGAUCUUAGUCAACGCGCGACCGAAAAAUAACAACAACAACAACAACGUUAUUGGUAACAGCAGCACUUCUCCGACGGCAGCGCCGACGCCGAAGCGAACGAGCGAGGACCGAGACGAUGCCAAAUUUGGGGGCGUGGUGAGUCAGCAACCACACGCCUCUGUGCACCACGAAAGAGGACAAAGAAGGAAAAAAUCGGUUCGGUUUACGGAAACGCCGGAUGAAGUCGUCGGGACGGCGGAGGAUAUCGAUCGAUCGUCGAUUUCAGCGCCGAAGAGGUGCGACGUGUGCAACGUACAUCUGGUUGGGUUCGUGUGGGAGUGCGGCGCGUGCUGCGAACAAGAGAAGUCGACGAAAAAUGAUGGAAGCGGCGAAGAUGCGAUGUCAUCACGCGGAGAACAACAUCAAGUACAACAUUCACCUUCUUGUCAAGCGUGCGAGGAGUUAGUCGGGGUUGGAAGAAUGGCCGUUCGCGAGGAAGAGAGAGUGAAGAAUACGAUGUUGGAGAUUGGGCCGCAGUCGCCGCACCAGAGUCAAGGGACGGUGUUUAAUAGUGGGAAUACGGCUUCGAGUGGUGGCGAUCAUGGAUUUUCGCAUAGGUCCAGGAACAACAAGAACAAUAACAACAUAGAAGAAGGAGAAGAUGCUUCAAAAAAAGGGUUCCGACUGUGCGUGAGUUGUUAUCAGAUGCACGCGAGGUUAUCGAUGAGUCGAACGAGGUUUUUGGAAGAAAGGAAACGGAAGGAGGAGGAGAAUCUCAGAAAGCAGACGAUUUCGUCGUCGUCAGAUGAUACGAUUACUAUCACACCUACGACGACAACUACAACUCUUCCCGUGCCAGUUUUGAACAACACGACGGCAUCCGUGCCGACGGCAGAGGCGACGCCGGAAGAAAAAGAAACCGUCUUCUCCGCCGGUCAAAACAACUCUUUAUGGUUACAACUCGCCGAACAAUUACAAAUUCACGAGCACGAUCCUCAAAACUUCAUUCGAACUGGAUUAGACGACCAAUUGGCGCUGGAAGAAAUCAUACGCGAUCGAGCGACGCUCAUGGUCAACGGUGAAGACCGACUGGGAAGAAUUUUGAAAGAAGCGACGCGAAGGAUGGACGCGGCGAAGCAAAACGACGCGGAAAGUCCCGAAAACGAAAACUCCAACGGUAUGCAUCAGAACGAAGAGGAACUCGCGCCGGCUUUUUGA
This is a messenger RNA of Bathycoccus prasinos, 1230 nucleotides long. RefSeq lists its product with no specific name. The transcript has a single exon. Lineage: Eukaryota; Viridiplantae; Chlorophyta; Mamiellophyceae; Mamiellales; Bathycoccaceae. The coding region runs from base 1 to 1230 and encodes 409 amino acids. The record is from RefSeq and is a predicted model, not a curated record.